GCGACAACAUUCGCCAUCGCGAUAACAUUCGCCAUCCCGAACCCGCCGUUUCCGAGCAACAACCACAACAUUUCAUACUCUUUUCACGACAUUGUACCAGCAUAGAUACUUCAAUACUCACUUUUUAAUCGACCAUAUACACUCCGACGCCCGUCGCAACUCGCCCGUCGCUUCCGCGUCUCCUCAUUUCGUCGCAUAGGCAUACGUCAGCUUUGCGACACGGCUCCGAUUGCGCCCAACGCCACGUCGCACCACACUGGACCCUACCAACCCAUGCCCUAGAGUCCGAACAUCAUAGCGACAACAGGCGCACAGGCGUCGCUGCUAGACAGCGACGACACGGCGAGCAACAGGCACGCAGACGGGACCCCUUUUGCGCCCGGACGUCACAAUCAGCGCAUGCGAAUGUUCCGCUUCUCUUCGUGGAUCUCGGAAUCCAGGGGAGGCGACGAGACGGUCCAUGGACACAACAAACUCGCCGGUAUGGAACAGCCGCUCGACGACGCUCGCGACUACUCGGUGCAGCCCGUCGGCGCGACGAAGCGCAAGCUGGGCAAUCGCGACGCGCCACCGCUCAGCGUGAGCGCGUGCGCCGCGGCGGCGAAGCGCAAGAAGGAGUGCGACAUGGGCGCGGGGCUGAGCGCACCGCAGGCUGGGAAGAUGGAGGCGACGACCGUGCCGAAUAGGUCGAAACCGGGCGCGUUGGCGAGGAUGCGCGAGGUCAUCGAUCACCAGCUCAGUCUUGAGGUGCUCAUGAAGCACGACGAGCUGCGCCGCAUCGACCAGGAACUUGCGAAGGCGACGGUGGCGCUGGAUCAGUUGCGCCGUUGCCACCUCAUACCUUUCCCUGUGUCGCUGGGGAGCCCGGAGGCCAUGUUGACUGUCAGCACUGGGACCGGCCCAUCGAUACCUCAGGCGCGUCGCACGCAACCGCGCAUGGCGGCGCCAUUUGGCGUGACGGAGGGACCGUAUAGCAGGCAUUACGCCAGCUGGCUCAUCCCAGACCCGGGGUUCGACGGUGUGCAGACAGGUUGGGGCAUGCUGCCUGGCGCAGCUGCAGGAAACAACACGGUACCGGGUCGUACGACGAGGAAUAGUCUGGCUCUUGAGAUGCCAGCCGCGAAACCGCGCCGUGGCGCUGCGUCGAGCAAGAAGCUUCAGGCGCUACCGAGCGGGUAUCCGCCACCCAAGGAGACAGCGGGACCACUCGUGCUCAAGCGCGCUGACGGCCAAUGGGUCAAGCUCGUGUGUCUCGUGUGUCAACGCGAGAACUUCGGUAGCACACAAGGAUUCAUCAAUCACUGCCGCAUCGCGCAUCACCGCGAGUUCAAGUCCCACGAGGAAGCCGCCUCGCAAAGCGGGCAACCCGUCGAAGUCGACAGCGUCACCGGCGGCAUCGUCGGUGGUGAAUCGAAACCCGCGGCUCCCACUACCACCACCCCCACCGGCUCAAGCACGCUCGUGCACCCGCUCAUCCGCUCUGCACCUUACGAUCGCCAGACUGUCAACACGCUACUCGAGCGCAUCAGCGAGGGAACGCGAAUGUUCUACGAGGGGAAGCUACCCGGUAUCACUGCCAUCCCUAGCGUCAAACCCGCUGCGCCUUCGCGUAAACGCUCAGAGCCGCAUGAUGGGUUCGUGCCCUCUGACUCUGCGCCCUGUCUCUCGCGCUUGCUUCAUAGACGAGGGUUCGGGCAGAACCUGGAUCAGCUUGUUGAGGAUGCUAAGACGCCGUCGAAACGCAGACGUGUGGUUGGGACUGAUGGGGUUAGCGAUUCAGCUUCGGACUCGGACUCGGAGUUCGAGGUUGAUGCUGUUGAACUUGUUGUGCUGCCAGAAGAUGCUCCCGUCAAUAGCCAGGUCGGUGCUGCUGUUGCUGACACCGCCGCUGCGCUGGCAUGCACGCCACAGCCACAACGACAUGCACCGAUCCUACCGCCUGGGUUUGCGAGACCGGGUAGUAGCAAGGGACCUUCCACAACGCUUCGCAGACCUGGGAUGAUGCCGUCGAAUCUGUACGCCACCCCCGGCAGCCCACCCACACCCGCCUCACAACUCCUCCGUCUCCCACUCAUGGGGCCAUACGGCACCAUCUCAGCCUCCUCCGACGACGCAGACGUCGACGUAGACGCCGCAAACCUCUCACCCGCCACGGCGUCGAACAAGGCACCGUCCCUCAUCUCGGAUGAUGGGGAGUACAGCUAUGUGGAGGAUGGGGAGAGCAGUGGGGCGGAGGAGAGUGUGGAGGGUGGGGAUGGGGAGGAGGGGGAGGAGGUGGAGAUUGAGGAGGUUGAGGAGGGGGGUGGCAUGGUGAGGACGGGGAAGGGAGAGGUGGGCUUUGUGAGGGCUGUUAAGGGGGGGAAGUAGGCAGGCUGCUGUCUGACUUUCGUGUACUCUCUCGCUCGACCAUUUUAUGAGGAGAGAGAUGGAGUGUGGCCAUUACCCGCACUCUUGUUCUACGCCACUCUCUGGCAUUCUUUUUGUUUUACACUACUACUCUAUUUUAGUCUUGGGAAGGGGAGGGGAAGUUCUGUUUUUCUGUUGUUCAAACAUUCUCAGACACGACACACAACCCGAGUUGUUGGGUUAGUUGGCGGGUUUGAUAGGGUGGCUGGGUGGUGGAGGGAUGGAUGGGAUGGGAUGGGAUGGAUGGCGUCUAGCGGCUUAGCAUGCAUUGUUUGGUCGUUUUCGCGAUCUUUUUUUUUGGGG
Pseudogymnoascus destructans is the source of this 2709-nucleotide messenger RNA. RefSeq lists its product as uncharacterized. The record is from RefSeq and is a predicted model, not a curated record. The transcript has a single exon. NCBI's taxonomy places the organism in Eukaryota, Fungi, Ascomycota, Leotiomycetes, Thelebolales, Thelebolaceae. Bases 400 to 2367 code for a protein of 655 amino acids.